Messenger RNA from Paralichthys olivaceus (Japanese flounder), 3862 nucleotides. It is a transcript of the gene lrch3, whose product is annotated as leucine-rich repeats and calponin homology (CH) domain containing 3. NCBI's taxonomy places the organism in Eukaryota, Metazoa, Chordata, Actinopteri, Pleuronectiformes, Paralichthyidae. The record is from RefSeq and is a predicted model, not a curated record. Gene Ontology annotation, molecular function: protein binding.
UGUGUUUAGGGUGGGAGAGGAGAGUUAGCCGUUAGCACGGAAAGCUAACAGCCGGAGUGUGUAAUGGCGGCCUCGGUGUUGUUGGGGUCUGCGGACAACACCGGACUCAGCUUCACGGUGGGAGGCGGCGCCGGUAAUGUUUUGGUUGGGAACAACAACGGACUGGGGACGGUGGGGCCGGCGCCCUGGAACCGAUCACUGGACCGGGCACUGGACGAAGCCUCGGCCACCGGGUGUCUGAACCUCAGCGGCAGGAAGCUGAAGGAGUUCCCCCGGAGCGCCGCUAACCACGACCUGACGGACACCACCAGGGCCGAUCUGUCUCGUAACCGUCUGUCGGAGCUUCCUCUGGACGUUUGUCUCUUUGUGUCUCUGGAGAGUUUGAACCUUUAUCAGAACUGUCUGAGGUCUCUGCCCGACAGUCUGCUCAACCUGCAGGCCCUGACCUUCCUGAACCUCAGUCGUAACCAGCUGUCUGUCCUCCCUGUGGUCAUCUGCAGUCUUCCUCUGAAGGUUUUGAUCGCCUGCAACAACAAACUGGUUUCACUGCCAGAAGAAGUUGGGCAACUGAGACAUCUCACUGAGCUGGAUGUGAGCUGUAACGAGAUCCAGAUGUUACCGUCUCAGAUGGGUCAGCUGGAGGCGCUACGAGACCUGAACAUCAGGAGGAACCACCUGGUCAGACUGCCGCCAGAGUUGGCGGAGCUCCCUCUGGUGCGUCUGGAUUUCUCUUGUAACAAAGUGACGUCCAUCCCUGUCUGUUACCGACGACUCACACAUCUGCAGACCAUCGUCCUCGACAACAACCCACUGCAGACGCCUCCUGCACAGAUCUGUAUUAAAGGUAAGGUCCACAUAUUUAAGUACCUGAACCUGGAGGCCAGUAAGACGACCCCUGAUCUCCCAGACUACGACAGGCGACCUCUGACCUUCAGCUCCUGUGUGGAUGAGCUGUACCCAGGACGUCCAUACGGAGCACUUGACUCAGGAUUCAACAGCGUCGACAGUGGAGACAAACGGUGGUCGGGGAACGAGCCCACAGAGGAACUGUCGGAGUUUCCACAGAGAGUGGCCGAGACCGGCCGAGACCCGCGAACGAGAGGAGGAGCACUGCUGCCUAAUGGAACAUAUGCGGAGCUGGAGCAGAUCGACUUCAUCGACAGCUGUGUGGGGGAGGAGGAGGAGGAGGGGCGGAGUCGAGGCGGAGGUGGCGGGGACACCUCCAGUCUGAGCUCUCAAUUCAUGGCGUACAUCGAGAGACGCAUCACCAGAGAGGGUUCUCCAGUCAAAUCCAAUUCGUCCAGGACGGAGGACACGAGAAAACUCAACAGGAGUGUGGUCGAUGGUGUCACUGCACCCUCUACCACUCAAACUCAGAGAGGAGGGGUGGAGCGAAUAAGGAGGGAGGCUCAGCUCGCCGCUCUGAGGUACGACGAGGAGAGACAGAAGAACCGCUCUGUCGCAAGUCACACCAAGUAUAAAGCAGCUCAGAGUCCAACAAAGUCCAGUCCAGACAGUGAGACCGUUUACCCCUCCAGACGCUGCACCCACACAGAUGACUCCGCCCUUUUCAUGGGUGAAGACAGAGCAACUCUGUCUCCUACAGCCAAUCAAUCACCUUCUUACCCCAGCUCAGGGGGCGGGACUUCCUGUCGAACAGCCAGUCUAAGGCCAGAGAGCUUCCUGUUUCGCCUCGGUCUGAAAGAAGAAAGGAGGAAAGGGGAUGAUGCUGCUGCUGCUCCUCCUCCUCAGAACCAGGAGGAGGCUUCUGCUGCUCCGCCUCUGGUUGGAGAAGAUGCUGAGCUGGUGGAUCAGCUCAGAAAGAACAUCGAGGCUCGUCUCAAAGUGUCGUUGCCAAGCGACCUGGGAGCAGCUCUGACUGAUGGCGUGGUGCUGUGUCACCUGGCUAAUCAUGUGAGACCGCGGUCCGUCCCCAGCAUCCACGUCCCCUCCCCUGCUGUGCCUAAACUCACCAUGGCCAAAUGUCGACGAAACGUAGAAAACUUCUUGGAGGCAUGUCGCAGGAUCGGAGUCCCACAGAGUCAGUUGUGUCUUCCUCUUCACAUUCUGGAAGAUCAAGGGCUCCCCCAAGUGGCCGGGACCGUCAGUGCUCUGCUCGACCUCGCCCCUCCCCGACACACCAUCACCAUGGCAACCACAACAACAUCAUGAACCCCACCAGCACCUCGUGACGCCAAGUCGGCAACGCUAACACCACCACCAUCCUCCUCCUCGUCAUUAGCAUCGCGCUCCGUCAGCCUCAGGAAACUUGAACAUGAGUUGUAGAUGAAAACAGUUGAUCUGAUGGAGACGUGAAACGAGCUGAACGAUCAGACGUCUCCGUCUCGAUGAGACAGACGAGCUGAAGUCGUCGUCACCACAGAGAACAAAUUACCAUGAAAAGUGAGAACUUUAAUGACAUGGCAGCUGCUUUCCACGGGAACACGUUUCAAAUUUGUGAUAUUCCACGAGCAGCAGAAAUCCUGUCUAUUAAAUAUUCUCACUUUUCUGCAUCAGACAUCUUUCUUUUGUUUUUUAACUUUUUGUGUUUUUAAAUUUAGUUUCAACUUUAAAGAAAAGUCUUUUAUUUUUUUCCACUUGGAAAAGAGUGAAAAGAUUCCUUAAUGCUAACUGAUGAAUUUAUUUUGAAUAUCUUGAGUUGUGAUUGGCUGAGCUGCCAGUCACUUAAACACUAUUACACACCUAUCAACGUUUUUAUUAUUUUAGCUGAAAUUAUUGACCAUUUAAUCUUAUUUAACUUAUGUAUUUAUGUUUCCAAAAAGUUGAAUCCAGAUGUUAUUAUGUUCAAGUGAGAAAUUCUGUUUAUAAGACUCAAAACCAAUCGACGUUAGAACCUGAAGUUAAAUAAAAAACAAAUACACUAACUGUAAGUGAGUUUGCACAUUGAGCUAGUGUAGCUAAUUGCUCACGAUAGCUAACCUUGAAGCACAGUUUACAAAUGUCACUAAUGUAGCUCACUGCUAACCAAAGCUAAAGGUUUGGAUCUUAACGCAUCUUAAUAAUACUAAACCUUAAAUACCUUUUAGCUGAAAGCAUCAGAUUUGAAUUCAUUGCUAAUGUCAGCUAACCACAAUAAAGAUUGUUUAGCGACUAACAUUGCUAACUAGCAAUAGUCAACGUAAAACUGUAAAUCAUUAUGAACCUAGUUUAAAGUUGAAGCUAAUGCACUUCACGGCUGACAGUAUUUUAUAUAGAUAAAACAAGUAUCAGAUAUCUAACAUUUUUAAUAUAAAACAUUUGCUGGUUUGAAAUGCUCUAAGGUUAGCGAACAUUGAAAAGCUAGUUUGUAACUUAAGCUCGUAAACAUUAGCCAGUAAUAAUAAAAUCUGUAAUUUAAACUUUAUCUAAUCAUUCUAACAUAGAUUGAUGCUAAUGUCAGUUCCUAGUGAUAAAGUGAGUUGAGACAUGUUAACAUCUCUUAAAUUGAAAUGUAGUGAACAGGUGGACAGAAGCUGAAAAUGCUGCUUAUAUGAAACAUUAAAGAUAGCUUUAGACUUAGCCGUUAGCUAAACUUGAUCUACUUGAUAGUGGUACGAGGCAAAAGUAUCUCAGUGCUAACAUUAGCUCACAUGUUGCUGUAAUCAUUCAGCUCUGUUUUUAGUCUCCAUCAGAUCCAGAGUUUAACCUUAAACCAGAACUCGAUCUGGAUCUGGAUCUGGUUCAGCCCUCAGCUCUGACUCACAGGCUCAUCAGACAUGUUACUUUGCACCGGCUCAUUUUUACUUGACUGUUUACUUUUGACUUUCCUCGGCUCUCACGGACGUUGUCAGGUUGAACAGAUGUUAGAGACGCUGUCACUUCCUGUUUGAUCGGCCACAUGUGAUCAUAUCGUGCAUCUGGA